Molecule: messenger RNA, 360 nt
Organism: Amoebophrya sp. A25
Lineage: Eukaryota; Dinophyceae; Syndiniales; Amoebophryaceae
Source: the annotation of a GenBank genome assembly
GUUCAAAGUCGUUUCGAGGAGGUAGAUGCGUUCGUGGAAAGCGUGGAGAAUCUCGGUUUUGCGCGCUUUCGACCUAAAAAGCAAAAGCGAUUUGCUUGUGAAGCGAAUACCCAUUUUUUCCUUCAGGGGUUUCAGAGAAAAGGACAAUUAUCCUCUAGUGCUCCUGGAGAUUCGGGAUCAACAAAGACUACACAAGCAACUGCAACGACAACUUCGGCACAAUCUGCAUCAACAUCUUCUAGUAAAGAACCAUCAACAAGAACUUCGAAAACUUCUAAAAAGGCCGCUCCCGCGGACGAAGGACGAAAGGCCAAGAGAAGAAAGACCGCCACAGACACGGACAGCGGAAAAAUGGGUUAA